Molecule: messenger RNA, 970 nt
Organism: Cuscuta campestris
Lineage: Eukaryota; Viridiplantae; Streptophyta; Magnoliopsida; Solanales; Convolvulaceae
Source: the annotation of a GenBank genome assembly
GAGAAAUCCGGAAUAUAUAAAUAUAUCCAGUACCUGAUUCAUUGGCCAAGCAUUCAAGAGAGAUGGGUUGGGUUUGGCAAGACGAUGACGACGGUUCCCGCAGCUCCGGUUCCGGCGUCGACAUCAACAUCGGUUCCGGCAACCCUAGCAGGUCCCCCGCCGCGGACGGCGGCAAUUUCUCCACCCGAAAAGUCGUGAUGACGCAGUGCCGAACCGAGGAGUCCGAGCCUGGCAAGUUCAUCCGCAAGUGCGAGAAGACCGAGCAGAUAUUCAGGGAUUGCGCCGGAAGGCCUUCUGAGCUGGUGCAAACAAACAAAGAAUACACAGAGGAAGACAUGACAGGCCAAAUGACUAAAGGGUCCCUGGGCCACCCUAUGGAGUCGUCCCGGGCAGGGCCAUUUCUUCCUGGGCUGCGCGGCGACAUUGAAGCCAUGGAGCGCAACUUCUUCAGCGGACUUGACCGUUUCUUUGAUGCGGCCGAGCAGACGAUGAACGGUGUCUUUGGUUCGUUUGGAAUCCCCCGCACUUAUGAUGGCAAUAACAAUACUAGAUCAUUCCCAGCAUGGCGCCGUCGAGGUGUACCAGUGGAGGAAGGCAACCCCUCCAGGAAACCUUCUGCCGAAGUGAGUACUUCUAAUGGAGACAUUGAUUUUUCUGGGUUGACUAAAGAUGUUUGAAGUUAGUUUCUUUCUGGGAUUGAAGACUUAUUUCUGGGUUUUAAUGUUUUAUUGGCUGGUGGUGACAGGUGAAUAAUAGCCAAAUGUUACUGUAUAUCUCAUGACCAUGAGUAUUGAGUAGAGUGUUGCUUAAUACUCCUUUUUUAGCAUUCAAGACUUGAAUCCAAUACUAAAUAGAAUUAUGAUAUUAGCUCAUCCAAAACUAAUUGGUAAUGAUAUUAUUUAAACAAUAUCGUUACGAAUUAGUUUUGGGGGUGUUUAAUUAAUAUCAUUACCAAUUUGCUGAGAUUUCU